Ricinus communis (castor bean) is the source of this 668-nucleotide messenger RNA. RefSeq lists its product as uncharacterized. The record is from RefSeq and is a predicted model, not a curated record. The transcript is spliced from 3 exons. Gene Ontology annotation, biological process: mitochondrion organization. NCBI's taxonomy places the organism in Eukaryota, Viridiplantae, Streptophyta, Magnoliopsida, Malpighiales, Euphorbiaceae. The coding region runs from base 177 to 476 and encodes 99 amino acids. Gene Ontology annotation, cellular component: nucleus; mitochondrion.
AUCAAAGCUAACUAAUUUAUUCUAACAGAUAAUACAGUUAUUCGGUCUUGUUCCAAAUUCAUGCAUAUUUAGUUGCGACAGUCAAUUUGUUAUUUUAAAAUGGCUAAAGGAGUUUGCUUGUUACUACAGCUGCUCGGGCUCCAGCACCAGCUCCAGUCCACGGCGGGAAUGGGUCUAUGAUGGGCGGUUUUGGCGCUGCUGUUGUUGAUGGCAUGGCUCUUGGUACUGGAAGUGCCUUGGCUCAUAGGGCUGUGGAUGCUGUCAUGGGCCCUCGAGUUAUCCAGCACGAAACUGUUGCUUCUGCCCCUGCUGCUUCACAUGCACAGAGCACCAGUGACGGGGAUGCAUGCGGUGGGCAAUCAAAGGCUUUACAAGAUUGCCUUAACAACCAUGGAAGUGAUAUCAGCAAGUGCCAGUUCUACAUGGAUAUGUGGCAGGAAUGUCGCAGGAGCUCUGUGCCUGCAUCGGGUGCCUGAAGUUAAUAAUGAUGAUCAUUUCGACAUUCUAUGUCUUAUGUGGAUAUUUAGAUGACAAGGGGUUUUUUUUUUUUUUUUUCGUUUUCUCGUGGAACUUACCACUGGAUGUAUGUUCUGAGGGAUAAUUGAAUUCAUACUCUGGUUUAACUUGGAUAGUGAAUUUACGUUCUAUAUUAGUUUGCUUUACUCUAA